Anneissia japonica is the source of this 2380-nucleotide messenger RNA. RefSeq names its product pheromone-processing carboxypeptidase KEX1-like. The record is from RefSeq and is a predicted model, not a curated record. The coding region runs from base 1249 to 2022 and encodes 257 amino acids. The transcript is spliced from 5 exons. NCBI's taxonomy places the organism in Eukaryota, Metazoa, Echinodermata, Crinoidea, Comatulida, Comatulidae.
AAUGUCUUGUUGACUUGUCACAUUCCUUGUGAAUAGUAUUUAAAGAAUUACAAGUGUGAUCAAACCAAGUUUGCUUCAAAUCAUUAUAAAUGAAUAAAGUAUAUGAUAACAAAUCAAUACCUUGUUGCCUUUUUAUUAUUUAUUUUUGCGUUUUGUCAAAAAAAUGAUUGUUAAUGGCAUAUUUUGAGCCAGUUUUGGCUUCGAAGCCCCGCCUACCGAAUUUAACCUCAAGUUGACCUGUAACAGAUAUGAUGUGAACGCUGUGCCAACUUUACAGCCGCUCUCUGUUGACUGACUCGACGUAUUGUAUCGUAUUGACAUUGUUGUUGAUAAACAACCAUUGAAGGCAGUACUGUACUUUGUUCUAAAACAAUGCCUAAAUGUGUGGCUGCUGGGUGCAGUAACAGCCAUGCGAAUAAUGUUAGUAUACAUCUGUUCCCGAAAGAUGAAUUUCUAAGAAAGAAAUGGGUCGCAGCUGUAUUUAAAACAAGAGUGAAUUUGAUACAGCUGCGACCCAUUUGUAUCUAUCAAAAACAAGAGUGAAUUUUCAGGGCUCCGUACAUUCUGUGUUGUGCAGCGAGCACUUAGCGACCGAUGACUUUGAGUCAAGGAGUCUACUGGCAACCAGCAUUGGGCUGUCUGGUCACACCAUCAAAAGGCUUACAAAGGGAGUAAUCCCAACUAUAUUUAAAAAAACCUCUUCGACCAGGACAGUUGAUAGGCAAUGAGAACAAAAAGCGGAGAUCGACAGCAUACGAGAAGAGGGAGCGGUCCAGGGUAAGUUGGUUUCCUUUACAAUCUCCCGCGCGUAGGUAGGCCUAGGCCUAGACCAUUUUUCGGGAGUUAAGCUGUGUCUCCCUCGAAUUUUCGGUGGUAUAAAUAAGACUAAUAAAUUUAGUCAAACAUGUUUUAAUAUAAAUUAAUUAAUUUGUAUUCGUCGUUUUGUUUUCAAAAUUAAAAUAUACGAUAGUGUGUUGUCUACCACCACCGUUUGUAUGACUAUGUUGAUCUGGUUAAUAGUUUCAUUGUAACCUGGGGUAAAUUUAGAUAUACAUAUGGCCUAAUUAAUAUCGGGCCUUUAAAACAAAUAGUUCUCCUCAAUUGGUUUUAUAAAUUAUAUCACUACAGUAUAUCACAAAUUUAUGUAAACUCAAGGGUGACAAAAUUUAACAUUUUUGCUUGAACAAGUAUUAUCGUGAAUAAAGUUUCAAUGACCUAAAUACUUUUAUAUCGGUAAAAAAUUAAUUUAUGAGAAUACAAAAAGUCAAAUCUUUUUUUGUACAGGUGUUGCAGGAGAUUUUUAUUAACAGUGAAGAACAACCAGCAGCUGAACCAAUGACUCCUGCUACAAAUGAGGUACAGGUUCAGACUGACCCUUUAGAACCAGUUCACUGUGGAUGCUGUCAAAAGAAUAGAAAGAGGACAAAGACAGCAGAUUUCAGUGUGCAAUUUCAGACAAAAAUGGCAGACAAAGGUAUGCAGAUAUUUCCAGAGAAGCAACAUAAUGAAAGUGGUUUUGCUAUAGGUAUAGAAGACAAUAAUACAGAGGAUGAAACUGAGGACGACACUGAUAAUGACACAGAAAGCGACACCGAGGAUGACACUGAUAACGACACAGAAAGCAACACAGAGAAGGAGGCAGAGGAUGAGGAUGAUGACGUUAACAAUGACACAGAGGACGAUCCCAAUGACCCAGAUUAUGAUCCAUCGGAGGAUAUUGAUGUGGAGCCUGAGGUGUACAAUGAAGGAAAUGUAGACUAUGUGCAGGGUGACCUCUACAAAGGACGAAAGUUUCUUGUUUAUGAAGACCAGCUUCUUGCAGCCUUUUGGAACUGUCCAAUGUGCAGUGCACAGACAGAUAGUACUGUUUGUUCCGUCCGAAGUACUUUUUGUCGCAUGCGCCAACUUUGCUCAUCUUUAGACUUCAAAAGGGUAUGGGAUCCACCCCAGCUGGAAAUGUUUUGCUUUCGGCAGCUAUCCUGUUUUCCGGAUCAUGUGCUGCAAAAUCAUUGCGACUUUUGAAACAUUUAAGAUGUGCAAGCUUAUCCUCGCAUACCUUUUUUGUUCACUAAAAGAAUUUUCUGUUGCCGAGCAUAGAGAAAUUAUGGAAAGAUAGUCAAUCAAAGUGGAUUGAAGGAUUACAAGAAGGCCAGAAAGUUGUUGUUGGCGGUGAUGGACGGUGUGAUUCACCCAGUCACUCAGCAAAAUAUGGCUGUUAUACACUAAUGGAGCUCAAUAGUGGGAAAAUCCUUGAUGUUCAACUUGUGCAGUCUAAUGAAGUUAGUUCAAGCCAUGCCAUGGAGAAAGAAGGCCUUAAAAGAGCAGUGAAGAAUCUCAAAGACAGUGGAGUGAAGAUUGACUUGUUGAUUACAGAUCGUCA